UAGCCAUAUUGAAUCUCAAAAUUUGGACCCAGUUCUGAUUGGUCUAGAGUAUGGUCUACUGCGCAUCUGGUUACUUGUUUCACCUUUCUUCUUACAUCAUGUGUGAUCAUAAUUUCUUCCACCAUGCGUGUGAUGUGUAGUAAUAAUCUCUUUGGUGAUGUGCGCACGUUUAUUUAUUCGCUGUUUUCUGAUAUCAGUAACUGGUAAAUGUUACUGAAUGUUACGUGUGAUGAGUAACGAUACACAAGAUCCUUACUGUUUGAUUAAAAAAGUAAAAAGCCAAACAUGCCAACUUGUUGCAUACUUGGAUGCGGUAAUCGCAACAUAAAAGGUUCCAAAAUUUUCAUGGCUCGUUUUCCAAGUGAUCCGGAAAAAAAGAAAUUAUGGAUUUCUAAUAUAGGCAGAACUAAUUGGGAACCAAAAAUUAAUUCAGCUGUAUGUGAGAAACAUUUUGCAAGUGAAAUGUGGGAAAAAAUACGAGUUGACGGAAAGAAAAAAUUGAAGUUAAACGCUAUAUCUACAAUUUUUUCUCCUCGGGAAAAAAGUGGAACAUAUAUUACUACAACGGAUCAAACUAAUAAAUCUUUGCAAACACAACCUAUAUUUGGAACAUUCCAUACAGACAAUAAUGAGGAAAAAAAUAAUGAGUCUCUUGGAUCAGUUACUUCAAAUAAUUUGAAAGAAUCAAUUACUUUUCACUCACCGGAACGAUCGAAUUCUUAUGAUUAUUUUACUUAUACUUCAGAAAAAAAGUACAACGAUGUAUUUAAUAAAGUUAAAUGUUUAGAGGAACAACUACGAGAAAUAAAUAAAAAACUUGAUUUAGCCAACAAAAUUAUUUUGAAAAGUAAUAAAUCUAAUAAUGUGUUAAAAAAACACAAUAAAAGAUUAACUAUAAUGAAGAACAACUUAAAACAUCACGUAAGCUUGGAAUCAGCAUUAAAGAAGAUAUUCAAUGAUGACCAACUAGAAGCUCUCACGCGUCGAUCCACACAACGCCACAUGUGGUCUAACGACACUAUUAAAAAAGCGCUCCGAUUAAAGUUUUCCUGCGGUUCUAAUGGUUAUCAAUAACUACUGAAGGAAAAAAUGCCUCUACCGUCCGAACGUACACUUCGAAGAAAAUUGGAAGGUAUCAACUUUGAAGAAGGGAUUUCCAACGAUGUUUUUAAAUUGUUAGAAGACAAAGUUGCUUUAUUUAAAGAUAGUAGGGAAAGAGAUUGUAUGCUUGCAUUAGACGAAAUGAGCAUUACACCGGGAGAACAAUUAGACUCAGCAACACAGUCAUAUUGUGGAAUUGCGUCUUUUUGCACACGUACUGGUAAUAAUACUUCUCCACGUUUUUUCUCUUCUUUUUGUGACAAAUUUUAAAAACUACUAUACUAAUUGUCUUAUAUUUCAAGUUGUUUCAAAAUUUCUUUUUUUUUUUAUCUUAUUCUUUUCAAGGUAGAAAAACUUUUUGUUUGUCUAACUUUUAAUGUAAAUCUUUUAGACUAAAUCAAGUUAAAAUUAUUAGCUUGUUAACUUUAUCUAACUUUUAAUUGUUUAAUUAAUUUAAGUUAUUAUACAACCUUGAUUCUUUUGGUUUUUUCUAUAUAAUUUUUCCUCUUUCUGUUUCUUGCUUUAUAUAGGAGAAAGUGCGGAUGCUACGCAUGCUUUAAUUUUUAUAUUAGCUGGUAUUUUUUCACGUUGAAAACAAAUUAUUGCUUUUUAUUUAACACCUGAUAGUUACGAUGGAGCAUUGUUACACUCUAUCGUACUUGAAAUUAUUCAUAAAGCUGAAAACAUUGGACUUUAUGUACAUAGUGUUACAAACGACAUGGGUUCGAAUAAUUUAGCGAUAUGGCAUCAGUUUCUUGUUGGUUUUGUUGGACGCAAUUCAACAAUAACAAACUCAAUAACUCAUCCUGUUGACAAAAAUCGUAAGCUUUGGUUUAUCGCUGACUCUGGUCAUCUAUUGAAAAAUUUAAAAUUCUGCUUGCUUAAUAACAAAACUAUUACCUUGCCUUCAAAAUUCAUUAAUGAAAAUAAACUAUUAUCCUCUGUAGUUAAUAGUUUGCAUUUAAAAGAACUUGCUGAAUUUCAAAACAAUUUGCAAUUAAAAUUAGCACCGAAAAUAAAAGUAGACGAUUUCUCAAGUGGUACUUUUAAUAAAAUGAAAGUCAACAAAGCUAAAAAUUUUUUAUCUCGCGAUGUUAGUGCUAGUCUAAAUUUUCUCGGGAUCCAAAAAUCUAAAAAAGAAUAUUGGACGACAGCCUUGUUCAUUGAACACAUUUCAAAGUGGUUUACGUUAGUAACCUCAGGAACUCAAAAAAUCGCAUUGGGGCAAACUCCAGGUGAUAAAUUUUCGAAAAAAAAAUUUGAACAAUCUGUUGCAUUUUUAGAGUCUAUUAUACAAUUUUUCCAAGAAAUGAUAAUUGGUAAAGGUACGCAAUUUAAACCCGUGCAACGUGGAGUUAUUAUUAGUACUAAAUCUAUCAUCGAAAUGUCGAUGUAUUUAAUUAAUGAAAAAGGCGAUCUGUAUGUAUUAGCAGGUCGAUUAACAUCCGAUUGUGUCGAAAAUAUAUUUUGCUCUGUUAGAGCUAAACAACCUAGCCCAAACGCCUUACAAUUUAAACAAAGUUUGAAAAUCAUCGCGGUAUCAGAAUAUUUAAAGCCAGUAGGUAACUCUAGUUAUGAAGAAGAUGACAGAAUAAUUGCUGGUAAUUUGUUGAUUAAACCCAAAGUAAAAGAAAUGAAAAAAGUUGUGCUACCUGUUCCUCAUGUUUUAGCAAAAGAAAUAAAUUUAGGAGUCAUUGAACUUAAUAUAUUAUACAAUAUUGCCGGAUAUAUUCUUUCUCGGAUUUCAAAAUAUAAUAUUUCAUGUGAAGUGUGUUUAAAUUCCGCU
This is a messenger RNA of Solenopsis invicta (red fire ant), 2887 nucleotides long. RefSeq names its product THAP domain-containing protein 2-like. The transcript has 5 exons. Lineage: Eukaryota; Metazoa; Arthropoda; Insecta; Hymenoptera; Formicidae. The record is from RefSeq and is a predicted model, not a curated record. Gene Ontology annotation, molecular function: sequence-specific DNA binding.